Mya arenaria is the source of this 1625-nucleotide messenger RNA. RefSeq names its product putative serine protease K12H4.7. Gene Ontology annotation, molecular function: dipeptidyl-peptidase activity; serine-type exopeptidase activity. The record is from RefSeq and is a predicted model, not a curated record. Gene Ontology annotation, biological process: proteolysis. Bases 3 to 1502 code for a protein of 499 amino acids. Lineage: Eukaryota; Metazoa; Mollusca; Bivalvia; Myida; Myidae. The transcript has 10 exons.
AAAUGGCGGCGCCCAUGGUAGGAAGAGUUCUCGUCUUCCUUGUGUUAGUUUUUCAAGUUUAUUGUUGGAUUCCAAGGUUUAUAAAUGGUCGCCCGAGGGGUGGAAUGUUAGGGGCUCCUAAUGUUCCAAAAGGCACACCUACACCGCCCCCACAAUGGUUUGAAAUGCAGAGAUUGGACCAUUUUGAUGGAACAAAUAACAAACAUUGGCGACAGCGAUACUUUGUCAACGACACCUUCUACCAGCCCGGCGGUCCUAUCUUUCUAAUGAUUGGAGGGGAAGGACCAGCAAAUCCGAUCUGGAUGGUGGAGGGGGCAUGGAUCGUGUACGCCAAGCAGUUCGGGGCCAUAGCUGUUAUGUUGGAGCAUAGAUACUACGGUGAAAGCCACCCGGUGCCGGAUCUGAGCGUAGAGAACCUUCGCUUCCUGUCCAGCCGGCAAGCGCUUGCUGAUCUUGCUGAGUUCAUUGACUACUUCCGGGUAAAGCGGAAACUGCCGACCAACAAACUAAUUUCGUUCGGAGGCUCAUAUCCAGGUUCUCUUUCUGCUUGGUUCCGAUCGAAGUACCCACAGUACGUUGACGGUGCCAUCGCCACCAGUGCUCCAAUCUAUGCCCAAGUGGAUUUCCCAGAGUACCUUGAAGUGGUCACCGACGCGUUAAGAACAACCGGCACCCAAUGUGGGGACGCAAUUCGGAAUGCUACUGACACCAUGGCCUCCUGGCUCGGGAGCGCCGACACACGGGCAACGUUGGAACAGAAAUUUCAGUUGUGUGACAAGAUUGACCCAACCAACACCCUUGACAUAGCAGGACUGUUCGGUAACACAGCGGGAAACUUCGAGGACGUUAUCCAGUAUAACAAGGACAACAGGGCCUUUGAGGGAGCAAUUGGCACUGAUAUUACGUUGGACACCCUUUGCGGAAUAAUGAACGACUUUACCCGCGGUACCCCGCUACAGCGUUACGCUGACGUCAACACGCUGAUAAUGAAGACGUACGGACAAAAAUGCCUGGAUUAUACGUACACUAAAAUGAUAUCGGACAUGCGUCAAACGGAUUGGAAAAGCGGAGCCGGUGAAGGAGGACGACAGUGGAUGUAUCAGACGUGUGCAGAAUUCGGAUGGUACCAGUCAUCGGACUUCUCCAAACAACCUUUCAGUUUCUUAUUCCCGCUUAAUUAUUCUCUGGUCCAAUGCCAAGACAUUUACAAUAAGUCUCUGGAUGCGUCGACGGUGUACGAAAAUGUACGGGAUACUAAUCGGUACUACGGUGGACGGGGUAUAGCCAUUACCAAGGUGGUAUUUCCCAAUGGCUCCAUUGACCCCUGGCAUGCGAUGGGCGUGACUCAAAACAUUUCUAGCGAGGCAACUGCUAUCUACAUUGAAGGUACUGCACACUGCGCAAACAUGUACCCCGCAAGAGAUCAGGACCCACAGCAACUUACAGACGCCAGGACCAAGAUCUCAUCCCUCAUUGGAUCCUGGCUUCAAACAAAGUCUUGAAAUGUAUCAGUUGUUAAAUGGCCAUGUUUAUAAAUUUAAUACUUUUGUAACUAAGCAAUAAUGGCACCGGAAUGAGUUAACGUUCUAACUGAUGUAGUCAAAUAAAUUGUCAUGUACCAUUAA